AUGGUUCUUUGGGUAUUAUUACUUUCUUUUGCUUUCAUCGCCGCGCAAGAACUUAGCGUUAUUGAUGCCGAUUUGGAAAGUAUGGACCCAGUGGACACGUUACAGUGUCACAGGAGAUCGUAUACUUACAAAGUUAGUCAAAUGGAUGUUAAUGGAAGGCAAUGCAGGGACACUCUAAGAGUUUGGGCGUGUUGGGGAAGGUGCGAUUCUAACGAAAUUUCAGAUUAUCGUUUUCCUUUUAAAAAAUCAUCACAUCCAGUUUGUGUGCACUACGCAAGAACUAAAUCGGUUGCGUUUUUAAGAGAUUGCGAUGAAGAUGCUUUACCAUUAACGGCAAGAUACGAGUAUUUAGAAGCUGCGAGCUGUCGGUGUCAACUGUGUUCUUCAUCUGACACAAGUUGUGAGGGAGUUAGAUAUCGAGCGAAUCGAUCUCAUCCGGAUCGUUUAGGAUUUGGAAUUCGCCAAUAAAAUGAUAAAUGUUAAUUAAAAAUGUU
Messenger RNA from Onthophagus taurus, 494 nucleotides. It is a transcript of the gene Gpb5, whose product is annotated as Glycoprotein hormone beta 5. The record is from RefSeq and is a predicted model, not a curated record. Gene Ontology annotation, cellular component: extracellular region; cytoplasm. NCBI's taxonomy places the organism in Eukaryota, Metazoa, Arthropoda, Insecta, Coleoptera, Scarabaeidae. Gene Ontology annotation, biological process: G protein-coupled receptor signaling pathway. Gene Ontology annotation, molecular function: hormone activity.